Scleropages formosus (Asian bonytongue) is the source of this 7197-nucleotide messenger RNA. It is a transcript of the gene fer1l4, whose product is annotated as fer-1 like family member 4. The coding region runs from base 164 to 6256 and encodes 2030 amino acids. Gene Ontology annotation, cellular component: membrane. The transcript is spliced from 46 exons. Gene Ontology annotation, biological process: plasma membrane organization. The record is from RefSeq and is a predicted model, not a curated record. NCBI's taxonomy places the organism in Eukaryota, Metazoa, Chordata, Actinopteri, Osteoglossiformes, Osteoglossidae.
CACACUCAGCUUGCCUACCUGGGCCCCUGGCUGUUCCCUGGUCCCUCCCAGGCCCUUGUUUGCCCAAGGAGUGCAGGCGUCGAGACGGGGCCCGCGGGGCAGUAGGAGCUCUGCAGAGAACUGGGGUCAGAGCUGAGCCCGGGGGCCCGACAGACCCCUCGCCAUGUCCAUUACGGUUCACCUGAAGAAGAUCACAAACCUUCCCGGCCGAUACGACCGUAAGGUAGAGCUCUCCUUCAGAGGUUUCACGCACAAAACCCGGAUCCUGCAGUGUGAAAAUGUGGCCAUCUUCAACGAGCACUUCAGGUGGCCUCACUAUGGGAAGAUCCUCAAGGACGAGAUGCUCUCCAUCAGCGUCUUCAACAGCAGCAAGGUCUUCAGCAACAGGUUGCUGGGAAAACUGGUCAUCAGCCUCCAGCACGUUGUGUCCGCUGGGAAGGUGGUGCUGCGGGAGCGGCUGACGGACAGCAACUACAGCCUGACAGACAUGUACAUCGAGCUGGACGUGCGUUACCACCCGGUGCAGGGUGCUAUCGGCGGCUGGGAUGGGGAGGAGUUCCUCAGUGUGGAGGAUGGAGACGACUCUGGACUUGUGAUCAGAAAUUCUGGCUUUUCUGAACCAGGGUCCAAGCCGGCAAGCCGUCCCGAGCAGCUGGACCGCGAGACGAGGAAACUGGGCCGCAGUCUGGUGAAGACUGGGGAGGAUGACGAUGAAGAGUACGAUGAUGACGAUGAUGAUGACUAUGACGCGGCAGACAUGGAGUGUGCAAACAUGACCCUCACUUCCAUACUGAGUCGUUGCAGGCCCCUCUCCAAACAUGAGCUAGCAGCUGCGCCGAAGCUGCAGGCCUUCCAGCUGAACGUUAAUGUGGUGGAGGCCCAGAAACUGGUGGGCGUGAACAUCAACCCGGCUGUGUACGUCAUGGUGGGGGAUGAGAAGAGGCACACGACCACGCAGAAGUCCACCAACUGCCCCUUUUACAAUGAGAACUUCAUGUUUGAGUUCCAAGAAACGCAGGAGGUUUUGUUCGACAAAGUGAUCGAAAUAUCAGUUGUCCACAAAAAGGCGCUGGGAUUUCUUAUGACUCGAAUCGGCACCUUUAAGAUCGACAUCAGCACAGUGUACAGUCAGCCGGACCAUCGGUUCUACCAUAAAUGGGCCCCCCUCACAGACCCCAAAGACACGCGGACAGGGGUCAAGGGUUACGUCAAGUGCACCCUGAGUGUGGUGGCGAAAGGAGACUUUGUGGGCAUGCCCAGCAUCCCGAGUGUGGGCAGCCAGAAUGACGAGAUCGAAAAGAAUCUCCUCCUGCCCAAGCGGAUGCCCGUAGAGCGGCCAUGGGCCAAGUUCUUGCUGAAGGUCUACAAAGCAGAGGGCUUGCCCAGCAUGAAUGCCGGCUUCUUGGGCAGCUUCUCCAAGAUGAUGGGGGAGAAGAAAGUCUUCAUUGAUCCCUAUGUGCAGAUCACAUUUGCAGGCCAGCAGGGAGAGACAUCGGUGGAGACGAACACAAAUGUUCCUCAAUGGAAUGAACAAAUCUCCUUCAUUGAACAGUUCCCCCCUCUUGCUCGGAGGAUAAAAAUUCAAAUCAUGGACGAUGCAAACAUCGGGGAUGUUGCAGUAGCAACACACUUCCUGGACCUCCAGCAGAUCUCUAAUCCCAACAGGAAUGGGUAUCACCCUACCUUUGGGCCAUCAUGGAUCAACCUGUAUGGCUCGCCUCAGAACUCUGCCCUUAGGGACAUCCACCGUGACCUGAAUGAGGGUUUGGGUGAGGGCAUCUUCUACCGAGGCCGCAUUCUAAUUUCACUCUCUGUGGAGGUGUACACAUCACCUGCGGCCACUGUAGUGGAGAGCAAGUCUGUGGCUGCGGUCAAAAGCACACUCAGCAGGCUCACGCUCAAGAAGAAGAGUAAGAAGUCCAAGGAGAAGAAGGACCAUGAAGCAGUGCAAGGGCGCGGUGGACCGGAAGAGGAACGGGAAGAAACAGGUUCAGACUUGCCCAGUGCUGUCACCGUGGAAGUGGAAGAGAUUCACCCCCUCCCGGAGAAUUUUGUGGGUCAGAAAGAAGAGUUCCUGCUCUUUGCAUCACUCUUUGAAGUGACCAUGAUUGAUCCAUCUAUAGGCACUAGACUGGUCACUUUCGAGCUGUCUAUCGGGAACUAUGGGAAGGCUGCUGAUGUGGUGGUGAAGUCCAAGAAAAGCGCGGCCUCAGAGAACCUGGGGGAUGAUAGACAGCCAUUGUUGGAGUCUUCGGAGGAUGAGUUGGAGAAAGAAGACGUCCCCGUUCAGGGAAAAUCCGUUACAUCCCCACGGAGACCCCAGCCCACUGAGUAUGACAGGUCAUUUAGCUGCAUCCCCAUGCUACUUGAAAAACCAUGCAUCUACGUGUGGAACUACUGCGAGGACCACAGCUUCCGCCUCUAUAACCGCAACUGGCUCUCAAAGAUGGCAGACAGACUGGAGUAUGGCAUCGACGAGGUGGAGAAACUCCUGAAAAGGCCCAGGAGUAAGGCCAAGGAACGCCUUGUAGAGGUGCUCCUGGAGUUUGUGGCCAGCUGCAAGCACUACAAUGCCAACACAAACCGAAAGACACUGACUCGGGCAAACAACCUGGACAGAUGUCGCUUGGAGUUCAUCAAGAAGAACAUUAUCAUUUUGGCCAAGCAAGCGCUGCGAGCAAGACGGAGGGUUACCAAUCGCACAGUGAAGGAGAAGCUUGGAGAUGCCAAGAAGAUAAUGAAAAGGCUCCGGUUCCUCUCCCAAGAGCCCCAGAGCACACUGCCGGAUGUGUUUCUGUGGAUGAUGAGCGGGGGUAAGCGGAUAGCCUAUGCUAGGAUCCCUGCACACACCAUCUUGUUUUCAAUGGUGGAGGAGGAGAAGGGCAAAGACUGUGGGAAACUGACCACCAUUUACAUGAAGACACCAGGGGGGCCACUAGGAGAGAUCUUUGCCAAGCUCGAGGUGUACCUGUGGCUUGGGGUCACCAAGUACGCCAAGAACAACCUAAACAGCUUGCCUGCAGAGUUCCGGCCAGUAUACGAGGAGGCCGUCUCCGUCGCUGCCAUCCCCCCCAAUAUGCCCCCAACCAAGCUCGUCUGUGAAGACAGCCGCUACUUCCAGCUGCGGGCACAUGUAUACCAGGCCCGGGGCAUCCUGGCUGCCGAUGACAACGGGCUCUCGGACCCCUUUGCCAAGGUGGUGCUCUCCACGCACUGCCAGGUGACGCGGAUCAUGGAGGAGACCCUGUCUCCCACAUGGUGCGAGCUGCUGCUGUUUGAGCAGAUCCUUAUCGAAGGCAGCAAGGACGAGCUGCGCAGCGACCCGCCCGUCAUCGUCAUCAGCCUCUACGACUGGGACAAAAUUGGCAGUCCGGAGCCGCUGGGUCGAGCCUUCGCGGAGCCUGAGCUGAAGUUCGUAGAGGAGGCCUACAAGAAGCCCGCGCUGCAGUUCUUUGACAUCACCAAGGGCAAGAGCCAGGCUGGAGAGCUGCUGGCUGCCUUCGAGCUCAUAGAGCUGGAUUAUGCCAACUUUGUGGAGCCAUCCCUCCCUCUGGACGUGGAGCCCCGAGAGCCCAUGUAUCUGCAGGAGCACCGGUGCUACGUCAUUCCCGAGGGAGUGAGACCAGUCCUGCGCAAGUUCCGCAUCGAGGUGCUGUUCUGGGGCCUGAGGAACCUGAAGCGUGUGAACUUGUUCGAGGUGGAGAAACCACAGGUGCUCAUCGAGUGCGCUGGACAGAGGAUCCAGUCUGAGGAAAUCGAGAACUACAAGCUGAACCCAAACUUUAAGGACGUGGUGAAGCACUUUGAUGUGGAGCUGCCAGAGCUGGUCUACCUCCACCCUCCGCUCACCAUCUUCAUCAUGGAGCAGCGGGCGUUCGGCCGAUUGGUCCUGGUGGGCACGCAUGUGGUUCAGAGCCUCAUGAACUUUGCCCCAAAGAACCUGGAUGAGUGGAAGGAGGAAGAGGAAGAGCCGGAGCCCGAGCGGAAGAUGCCCCCGAAGGUGACAACAGCCCUAAACACAGUGAUGAGCAUGGACCUCAGGGGACUUCCCCUCAAAGACUCCAAGAUUCCCAUCAACCCCAUAAACCUGGUCACUGUUCCCCUCAAGAAGGUGAAGUCAAAGGAGGAGGAACUCGAGGAGGAGAGCCCGGAGAAGGAGGAGCUUGAUUGGUGGUCCAAAUAUUACGCCUCGCUGGAAGAGCUACAGAAACAGUCGGACGAGGACGAAGAGAACGAUGAUCAGGAAGCAGAUGGUGUAAAUUUCAACAUCGCAGCCAUUGAGGUAGAAGAGGAGGAUGUAGUGGUAAUUGAAAUGGAGCCCCCCAAACCAAAGAGGAAAAAGAUAGCAACCCUGAAGCUCUACAAAUCUGAGCUGGAAAACGAGUUCAACAAUUUCAUGGACUGGCUGCACACGUUCCCCAUCUAUAAAGGCAAGGCAAACUAUGACGACGAGGAUGAAGAUGAAGAUGAAAGAACCAUGGGGAAAUACAAGGGCUCCUUCUUGAUUUAUCCUAUCUUGCCCGAAGAGGAGGAUGCCGAGGGGCAGAUAACGAACGGAAUCCCUAAAAACCUCCCCAUCAAAGUCCUCGUGAGAGUUUACGUGGUCAAGGCGACAAACCUGGCCCCCACGGACCCCAACGGCAAGGCAGAUCCGUACAUAGUGGUGCGAGUUGGUCAGCAGCAGAUGGACACCAAGGACCGUUACAUCCCCAAGCAGCUGCACCCAGUGUUCGGAGAGGUGUUUGAGCUGACGCUGUCCUUCCCGCUGGAGACCGAACUCACCCUCAUGGUGUUCGAUCAUGACCUAGUGGGCUCAGAUGAUUUGAUCGGGGAAACGCAUAUCGACUUGGAGAAUCGCUUCUACAGCCGACACCGUGCAGGAUGCGGUAUUGCCCUGUACUACGAUAAAGAUGGGUACAACCAAUGGAGGGAUGCCAAGAAGCCCUCCGCCAUUCUGGCUGAGCUGUGCCGUAAGAACGGGAUCCCCUCGCCAGAGUACCGAGAGGCAGAGGUCAAAGUGCUCAACAAGAUCUUCAAAAUUCCCAGCGAUGCCUUUCCAGAAGAGCUGGUGAAGAAGAACAAGAAGACAGAGGAAGACCUGGAUGAGCUGGAUGAGCACAAGGCCCUUAGCGUGCUGCACCGCUGGGGUGAGAUGAGGGAGUUCUGUGUGGGCUCGGAGCCUUUGGUGCCAGAGCACGUGGAGGUUCGCUCCCUGAUGAACACUGACAAGCCGGGCCUUCCCCAGGGACACUUGCACAUGUGGGUUGACAUGUUUCCCGUUGAUGUUCCCGCUCCAGCGCCAGUCAAUAUUAAGCCCCGCCUUCCAGUAAGCUACGAGCUCCGAGUGAUAAUAUGGAACACGGAUGAUGUGGUGCUGGAUGACGUGAACCCCUUCACCGGUGAACCUUCUACUGAUAUCUAUGUGAAAGGUUGGAUCAAGGGACUGGAAGGAGACAAGCAGGAAACGGACGUCCACUUCAACUCACUGACUGGAGAGGGCAACUUCAACUGGCGCUUUGUAUUCCGUUUUGACUAUCUGCCCACGGAGAAGGAGAUCACCUAUAAGAAGAAAGAGUCCAUUUUCUCGCUGGAUGAGUCAGAGUUCCGUCAACCUGCAGUACUGGUGCUGCAGAUCUGGGACUAUGAUCGCAUUGCAGCCAAUGACUUUCUGGGGUCCAUAGAGCUGCGUUUGAAUGACAUGGUGCGGGCAGCUAAGGCCUCGGAGCAUUGCACCGUGAAAAUGGCCAAAGACAAGGCCAGCCCACGCUUCUCCAUCUUCCGCAGCAAGAGGAUGAGGGGCUGGUGGCCUGUCAUCAAGCUCAAGAGCCAGGAGGACAUUGAGAGGGAGCUGCGUGAGGCUGAGGAGGCCAAGAAGAACAAGAAUAAGAAAAAGAAGAAGAAAAGUAAGCGGAAUCAGAUGAAGCUGGAGGACCUGCAGUUUGUGGAUGCCAGCGGGAACACUUUCCUGUUGAUGGGCAAAGUGGAGGCUGAGUUCCAGCUGGUCACAGUGGAGGAGGCCGAGAAGAAUCCUGUGGGCAAAGCGCGCAAGGAGCCAGAGCCGUUGGAGAAACCCAAUCGUCCCAAGACGUCUUUCAACUGGUUCGUGAACCCCAUGAAGACCUUUGUCUUCUUCAUCUGGAAGAAGUAUAAGAAGUACAUCAUCGCCCUAGUCAUCCUUGCCAUCCUCACUCUGUUCCUGGCGCUCAUUCUCUACACGCUGCCCAAUCACAUCAGCCAGCUGAUUGUUAAUGGAUGAGUGGAACGAACCGGACUCCACCGGGACGUUCCACUCUAUUUUUGUGCAGCGCUCCUAGUUCAGGUUUGCUGAGAAGCACUUGACAAUGUCAACAUUAAAAAAAGAACAAGGUCAUGGAGGUAAACAAAUGUCAUCAAUCACAUUCAUGACUCGACUAACACAAGUAACCAGUGUGCAUCAGUUUAUUCGUGUGAAAAUAAAUGGGGGGAAAAAAUCAUUUAAUAUGAUGAUUGAAUCAGUUUGUAACGUCACAUUUCAUUUAAAUGUUGCCAUGCCUUCAGCUGCUGUAUAUAUAUGUUAUGUCAUAUUAACUUUAUAUUAGCUGUUGAAAAUAUUGUAAGUAUGAAAUUCCAGUGAUUUUGUUUUGAUAAAGCAGUUACUGUCCUCUUCGAUGCCACAAAUGAGUAACACAGUAAAUUGGUGGAUGAGCAGUGCUCUCUAACUCAGGUGACCUAUGCUGCACUUAAUGACCAUGAUUUUUUUUUAUGUCAAUACUGCACUUUUUGCUGUAGGAAAGCAACAAAGAAUUUCCUAUGAGAAAUACACUGAAUUAAUUUGCACUUCAAGAAGAGAAAAUAUUUCACUGUGACUGAGACUGUCCACAGCAAAUAUAAACUCGUGUUUUUCUGGAAAGCAAGUAAUGUAUAAAGAACUUCAUGUUUCAGUUAAGCUUUGUUAUUCAGUUUACUUUUUAAAUCUGCUGCUUUAUUUAAUUAUCAAAACCAGCCUUUUAUUCAUAGUCUUCAUACGGACACAACUUGUACACUAGUUAUGGAAAAAGUUGUGUAUUUUUGCUAAUCUUCCUAUUUGUAAUGAUCAACAUCCUAUACUCUGUAAAUGAGUAAAUCACUGUAAAUAACGUGACAAACUAAAACCUCACACUGUAAACCGCUUUGGAUUGAAGCAUCAUGCAAAUAAACAGAUGUGAAUUAAAUAUUAUU